Thelazia callipaeda (thelaziosis nematode) is the source of this 855-nucleotide messenger RNA. The record is from the annotation of a GenBank genome assembly. Lineage: Eukaryota; Metazoa; Nematoda; Chromadorea; Rhabditida; Thelaziidae.
AUGAGUAGACAGCAAGUCAUGGCAUUAACUACCAAAUUAAGGGAUUCUAAUCAAAAUUAUCAGUAUCGUUGGAAUAGAUAUCUUAAUACUUGGCAAUAUACGCCUUUAGAAAUUAAUAAUUUCCAAGUUGGACGAUUCAAUAAUGCAAAUCAACCAAUUACAAUGAAACAGUAUCCAAAUGUGAUGCAAACAUACUCUUCGCCUCAAACAGAUAUUAUUACUUCCCAAUAUCGUCAUAUGCAAUUACCAUAUACUUACAUAACAAAACCUUUAUUACGUGAAACACAAACAAAUAUUACUCAAUACUCUUCAGCUAAUGCAGUACAAAAAUUGACGCCACAAAGCAUAUCAGAUUUAAAUUCUGCUCAACAACAAUUUCUGUCUUCUUCAUCUGCUACUCCAAAUUAUCAGCAUUCAUUACAGCAACAAAACAAUGAGCAAUUGUUUCCACUUUGGAAACCUUAUCAGACUGUACUCAAGCCAGAUUUUUCAAAUGCUGAAAGACGACUCAAGAAAUGUUGUUCUAGGUUGGAUAAAGCAGACCCAAGUUGCAAAGAACGAUUUUGUGGUUUUGAUGCUUUAGAACCACAAACGGUGCUCUUCUACUUGGCUACAUGUCAACCCCGAGGACCCACAGUUGGUCAGAUGUGGGAUUGUGCUUCAUCACGACAAAAUCAUACUGAAUGCUGCAUACGAAAAGGCGUAAUGCCUCAAUGCUUAGUUUACUGCGAAACUACUAAUGGUGUACCAACAAAUUACGUCAAAUACCUCUUUUGCUUGGGAAAUUUCCGUCAGGUACGUGAUUGCUUCCGUGAACAUUUGGAAUCAAAUCACAACUUAUACGGCGACUGGUGA